GAUAGCAGCUUUCCAUUAACUGCUGCUCCUAUCAACAAUGUUAAAGAAGAGGCCCCUGAAGAACAGAAUCUGUAUGUAAACCAGCAGGAGCUGGAGCUCCUCCACAUAAAGGGGGAAAGUGAAAGAAUCUGGGCCAGCCAGGAAGGAGAGCAACUGAACUUGAAAGAGGAAACUGAAGAAACCAAGUUUCUAUUAACUGUUAAUAUGAAGAGUGAAGAGGAUGAAGAGAAACCUCUAGUCUCUCACUUUCAUCAACAGCAGACAGAAGUCAGAGAUUUUCCAACCAGCACUUCAGUUUACAAUAUAAAAGUAAAAAUUGAAGAGGAUGACUCAAAUGUGGAUUCAGUUAAAAAAGAUCUUGUAGAUCGCAAAAACUCGAACUGGAAAAAAAGUCUAAAAUCAAAUAUAAUAGUCCACAACAUGGAGAAAUCCUUUGGCUGUGAUGCUUGUGGUAAAAUAUUUUCCUCAAAUUCAGGCUUAAAUAGACACGCGAAAAGCCAUAUUGAAAAGAAAACCUUUGAUUGUGAUACUUGUGGAAAAAUAUUUGCCAUCAAGUCACGUUUAAAAACACACAUAAGAAUCCAUACGGGAGAGAAACCUUUUGCCUGUGAUGCUUGUGGAAGAAGUUUUCCCUGCAAGUCACAUCUUAAAACACACACAAGAAGCCACACAGGAGAGAAACCCUUUGGCUGUGAUGUGUGUGGAAGAAGAUUUUCCAUCAAGUCACAUCUCAAAAGACACACAAGAAUCCACACAGGAGAAAAACCUUUUGGUUGUGAUGUUUGUGGGAGAAAAUUUUCCAUCAAGUCGGAUUUAAAAAAACACACCAGAGUCCACACGGGGGAGAAACCGUUUGGUUGUGAUAUAUGUGGUAAAAGAUUUUCGGACAAGUCUCAUUUAAGCAGACAUAUGAGACUCCAUACAGGAGAGAAACCAUUUAGCUGUGAUGUGUGCGGAAAAAGAUUUUCUGGUAUGUCACACAUUAAAAAACACAUAACAAUCCAUACAGGAGAGAAACCUUUUGUUUGUCAUGCUUGUGGUAAAAGAUUUUCCCUGAAGUCAUAUUUAAAAUUACACACGCGAAUGCACACAAAAGAUAAACCUUUUGGUUGUGAUGUAUGUGGUCAAAAAUUUAAUUCUCCGUCAGAUUUAAAUAGACACGUGAGAAGCCACACAGGAGAGAAACCCUUUGGUUGUGAUGUUUGUGAAAAACGAUUUUCCAUCAUGUCAAGUUUAAAAACACACAGACAAAUCCACACGGGGGAUAAACCAUUUGGCUGUGAUGCAUGUGAAAAAAGAUUUUCCAUCAAGUCACAUCUUAAAAGACACAUACGAAUCCACAUGGGAGAGAAACCUUUUGGUUGUGAUGCUUGUGGUAAAACAUUUUCCAACAAGUCAGAUUUAAAAAAACACAUCAGAGUCCACACAGGGGAAAAACCUUUUGGUUGUGAUGCAUGUGGUAAAAGAUUUUCCAACAAGUGUUAUUUAACCAAUCACAUGAGACUCCACACAGGAGAGAAACCCAUAGUUGUAAACUUUGAGGAAAAAGAUUCUCCGGCAUGUCACAUUUAAAAAAAAAAACAAACAAACAAACCCAACCACAAAGUCAUCCACAUGGGAGAGGAAUCUGACCUGUGGGGGGGUGAAGGUACUGCAGGGAGAGACACAAGUCAAGCCUUGCCUUUUUUUUUGUCCAGAAAAUACAGACCUUCUAAAAUGUGCAACUGCUGCUUGGUCUGUACCUGCAGUCAGUACUAUUAAUAAACUCCUAAAAAUGUACAAAACUUAAUUUAACUAGUUCUGUUUUUAAAGUGUCCUGUCUGGUGGUGUGCCUGGAUCCAAUCAGCUGUAGGUGAGAGGGCACUUGUGUGUGUGUGUGUGUAAGGUUUAUCCUUAAGAAAAAUGCUCAAUAGUUGCUCUGAGGGGCGUUUGGUGUAUAUAGCCUUAUUUUAUAUUUUAUGAUGUCAGUGCUCAGAGAACCAUUGAACUAAUUACCUUUACAUAUCAGGCAGGCCAACUCACUUUUUGCUUUUCAAUCUUCUCUCAAAACACGUUUUUCUGUUUUUUCCCAGUUGGAACUUUUGGCUUUUUCGCUUUUAUGUGUCUGCUCUUUAUUUGACUUUGAUUCUGCUUUUGCUCUCAGUGUUUUAUUCUGUUCUGCUCUGUAUUAUUUGCUUUGUGGGAUCUGUAAAACACUUUGACACACUAAGUUGUCUUGAAGUGGUUUAUUAAUAAAGUUCUUGAGUUGUUUCUGUUUUU
This is a messenger RNA of Fundulus heteroclitus (mummichog), 2259 nucleotides long. Its product is annotated as gastrula zinc finger protein XlCGF57.1-like. Gene Ontology annotation, cellular component: nucleus. Lineage: Eukaryota; Metazoa; Chordata; Actinopteri; Cyprinodontiformes; Fundulidae. Bases 205 to 1572 code for a protein of 455 amino acids. The record is from RefSeq and is a predicted model, not a curated record. The transcript has 3 exons.